GAACUCGUAAACAGAUCAGACAACAUAAUAAAAAUCAGAAUCAAUCAUUCGAUCGGUCAUUGUCGAUGCGUAUAGCAGCACUUAAAUCGCAGUGUUUAAAACUCCAUCGCAUGGCGAUGCAUGGUUACUCGCAUUAGUUUGUGCGGCGGGUUCGUUGGCCGGAUGUUUGCAUGAAUGGAAUAUAACGCGUCGGGCUGCUAAAAGGUUUUACGAAUCGUCUAUUUGCGCGGAUCGAAUCAAAUAUCUAGUUCCAUCGUCGGUUAAUAUGUUUGGCUUCGAAGUGAAAAAUUGGUUUUUGCAUGGUCGUCGGUUUUUUAUACGUGUAUCGACGACGUGGGAUUUGAGCUAACAGUUGGAUCGCGCGUUACAUAUUCCACCAAGUCCUACACAAUUAUAAUGUGAAUUAAAUUGAUUGGUAUAUUAUGUGUUAUGCAUGAGGAAUAACGAUUGCACUCUUUACUAAUAACGUUAACAAUUUUUUUGUUAAGGUGCGAUAUGAUUAUGAACUCGUUAGUACAUUAUUAAAGAAAAAAAUUAUACGUUGCAUUCAUGUAUUCAUUUUCACGCAUACAUAAUUUUUAUUUGCAUCUCGAAGUAGCAAUUAGAUAUCCUUCACUUGGUUCGAUAUUGUACUUUGCAAUACAGACGACGAUAAUAUUGUUAUUAUGUUUUUAUAGUAUUGUCACGUACAAUGUAUUAAUAUUUACUAAACGCACGAUUCUUAAAUUUUUAUUUUGGAUUUAAAAAAAAAAAUUACAUGCAAUAGCUACAAUAGUUCGUUUGAGAGAAUUGAUUUAAUUUUAACGUAUUCUGAAUUCACUAUGCGUAUCGUGCGUCACAGAAGUCGUCUUUAUCGACAGUACGGUGAAAAGUGGAAACGGCGGCGCUGUAACGUCGGCUAGUAGUGACAAGAUGGCGACGCCCAGUGAACUGUCUCUCGAAGAAAUUCGUCAAUAUUUAUUGGAAAAUGGGGGUACUGCUCGUAAUCACGAUGUAGUGAAGUACUUCAAGAAGUUUUUGACAGAUCCAGAAACGCGAGUCGAGGCACGAAAUCAGUUCAAGGAAUAUGUAAACACCCUGGCUACUAUAAAGAACGAAGAGGGUGAAAAAUAUUUAGUUCUCAAGAAGAGGUAUCGUCAACUUCCUAUAGAUCUGGGGAUUUCGGAACAAAUCAUAUCACCCAUAAGUACUCCUGAUAUAUCAACUCCGCUUUCUCCUUUACGAGUUCCGCCACCUUACCGACCACCACCUCCCGCGCCUCUUAGUCCUCCGACCAAUAAUACGAACCGCGAAGAAUCGUGUUCGAAUUUUGAUCGUGAAGAGGUCGCUAUUAAUGCGCGGAAAAAUGGCGUUGAAAGUGUCGAGACAGGAUUUUCAACACCCUCACCUCCUGUACCACCACGUCGUAAAAGUCAAGAUAAAGUCAAGAUGGAAAAUAAGGAGAAUGUUGACAGAAAUAGGGGUGGAUCGGAGGCAGUUAUCAAGGAAGAUGAGGCUGUCGCGACGAAUCCGGGCUCAACCGAGCAAUUAAGCUUCCGCGAGCGGAUGCAACGUUUCAACCGGAUGGCUAGCGAAACUGAUCUCCAAGGCAGGCCUAAUGGCACUAUCACACCUACUAAAAAGCGAUCUGACAAGGGCGCCGACGAGGAUGACAGCGCUUCCGUUGCCUCGCAACUGGACGGGAAGUCACGGGAGUGGUUGGUCAGAGCGGCGCAAGGGGAUUAUCAGGCUUUGGCGAAAUUGGCCGCCGAAGAACCUCGCCUCACCCGGCUCAAGGAUCCGACAUCCGGUUAUACGGCGUUGCACUGGGCGGCCAAGCACGGCGACGAGAAUAUCGUGAAGCUGAUCGCUGGCACCUACAAGGAUUACAUCAAGAGCGUGAACGAAACUUCGAACGGGGGCUACACGCCGUUACAUAUCGCGAUGCAGUUCGAUCAUGAGAAUAUCUUCAACUUGUUGGUCCAAGUGUACGCCGCGAACCAGGAGAUACGUGACUAUAGCGGGAAGAAGGCGAGACAAUACUUGGUCUCCCAGGAGGCCGCUGUCAGUCAGGACACCUUCCGCAAAAUAAAAGCAAGGAAAAAGCAUGCAGAGAAAGAUCUUGGUUUCCUGCGUAUUGGCUCGCUGAACGUACGCGUGAAACGUACGACGGAAGCGUUCAGCCAGUUCCUGGGUGUGGCAACUAGCAGCGCCAGCAGCAACCACGAGAAGAUACACAAGAGUUGGGGAUCGGCGGAUAAUGUGCAGUUGGAUCAAAAAAUGAUGCCGCCACCAAAGUACGCGCCUAUCAAGAAAAGAAGAAGUCGCCGUGCUCAGGAUUUCAGUUCGUUGCGGGAGCACCAAGCUGCCAGUCAACCGACCACUCCACUUCUUCAAGGGAAAGUUCGAUCGAGUCAACAGAUGCAUCGUCGACCAACCUCCACGACAGCCGUCAGUUCUGCAGCUUCCAAAACGCAGCAGAACAACGACUCGGAUUCGGAUACCGCAUGCGGAUUCGAUUCCGCGUGGAGAGGAUCUGCGCAAUUGUAGACAUAACUCCGACGCGACAUCUAUCGCGAAAACUUGAGGCUCAAAUGCAGAGUUUCUCGAUCUUUUCGCCACUUUUUUUAAUUAUUCGUAUGUUCGUAAUAUAAAAUUUUUAAAAAUCUAGUAAUAACUGGAAUGAUUGAAUUAUGUAGAUAAAAUUACGUAUAUAUUUGAUCACAUUACGAUUAAAAGUUAAAAGAAAUUGUAAUACGAGGCGAUUUAUAGAUUGAGAAACACUGCUCUAGUGAAUCAUCGUGUACCUUUGUCUUCUGAUCUCUUUAGAUAAUGAUUUUGAAAUGAUUUUCUAACAGAUCGGUUAAAAAAGUUGAUGUAGUAUAUUGAAAAAGACUGAAAUUAUGAUUUAGCGAUAAUAUUUUUGAAUAUUAUGAUGAGUUUAUAGCAAUAGCCAGAUAAUAUGGCCAGAUAUAUUCGGAACAUUUUUCUUUACCGGUGAUAAGCUUUCCCUAUCGAUCGACUGAUUAAAAUAAUAAGAGUUUUAUAAAGGAAUUUAUUCUUGAUGAAGACUUGCACGCAAUGAUUUGAUUAUCGAUAUUUUCUUACGUUGCAGAGAUGCAUUCUUUGCUCUAAUUAUUAUUAUUAUCAUGGUUUUUAUAAGUGCCUUAAUUUAACACUUGAAAGCAAUAUUUUAGAUUUAUCGAUGCAUCUGCACGAAGGCCAAAUACAUAACAUACAUAAUCCGUCGUAAGCGUGGAAAUUACAAUUUCUAUACAGGGUGUACUACGCACAAUUUUAUUGUAAAAUAUUCUAUCACUUAAGGAAUGUGAAUACAAUCAUUGUACCUAAGUAGUAAAAAGUAGAAAUUGCAAUAUUAUGCGUGUUGUUAUACUACCGACGAAUAUAUAUAUUAAUUAUUCAAUUGUAGAUUUUUAAAUAAAUUGUAUAAAUGUUUAAGAUUAAAAAUAAAUGACGAAUUGA
Apis laboriosa (Himalayan honeybee) is the source of this 3462-nucleotide messenger RNA. RefSeq names its product ankyrin repeat domain-containing protein SOWAHB (gene sowah). The record is from RefSeq and is a predicted model, not a curated record. Gene Ontology annotation, molecular function: protein binding. NCBI's taxonomy places the organism in Eukaryota, Metazoa, Arthropoda, Insecta, Hymenoptera, Apidae. The transcript has 15 exons. The coding region runs from base 913 to 2529 and encodes 538 amino acids.